AUGAGCGUUAUCUCGACGUACAGUCCUAAACUUAUGUACCCAUAUGAUGCAAGAGUUGACAAGGAAACUGGUGCGAAAGUUGAAUUUAGGAGUAAAUGGGUAUAUUUAGGCGUCAGUUUAUGGCUUUGUCCAAAAGAGAACACACCGCUUUAUGAUAAGCUAUCAACUUUAAUGGGAAGUCUUGCGACGUUAUUCCCUGGUCAAGCACCAAAGUUUGACCCUCAUAUAACCAUCACAAGUAAUAUAAAGAUAGAUUUGAACAAUCCUCAUGAUGAUGUGGACAAAAUACUUUCAGCAAGCGCAACUGCCCUCAAUUCAUUACCCCAGAAUCAUUCGCCUUUAAUUACCUUGGGAAGAGUUAAUAGUCAACGUAAAUUUUUCAAAAAAUUGUAUUUUCAAGCAUCAAAAGAUCCAAACUUACUUUCGUUCACAAGGAUUAUGAGAGAGCUUUUUGUGAUACUACCUUCUAAAAUAGACAUUGAGAAUCAGAAGGUCAAUCCUCACUUAUACACUAAGGAUAAUCACGGUAAUAGCAUCAAAAGAAGACCUCUGAAGAAAGGAAAACAUUCUGAACUGAUUGAGACAAAACCUUUAGAUAUGGAAAGAUUGAAUAGAGAAGCUGCGGAAGAAGCGGCCCAAUGGAUUAAUGAAUUUGACCCCCAUUUAUCUUUAGCCUAUAGUGAUAUCUACCCCAUCGAUAAUGCUUUAUGGAGAACAAUCAAGACCAGAAUUCAAGAUUAUUUAAAUAUUGAUGAUUGUGAUGCUGAAGAUUUGGUCGAUAACGGAUUAUCUUGGGAUGGAGGUGUAUUAAAAUUAGUUUUAACUGAAGGUGAUGUUAAUGACUGGAUAGUUUUAGGACGUGUAGAUUUACAUUAA
Messenger RNA from Yamadazyma jaroonii, 876 nucleotides. NCBI's taxonomy places the organism in Eukaryota, Fungi, Ascomycota, Pichiomycetes, Serinales, Debaryomycetaceae. The record is from the annotation of a GenBank genome assembly.